Molecule: messenger RNA, 253 nt
Organism: Racocetra persica
Lineage: Eukaryota; Fungi; Glomeromycota; Glomeromycetes; Diversisporales; Gigasporaceae
Source: the annotation of a GenBank genome assembly
UUAUACAUCGUAUCUUAUAAUUAUAAUGUGCACAAUUGAUGAGCUUCUUACCUUUAAUCAAGAAAAUAAUAUAGACGCUGAUUUUGCAGUUGACCAAGAGGAUUGUGAAUGUCAAGAAAGUGAAUCAUCAAUUAGUGAAUCAGAUGAAAGUAUUAAUUCACGACUACAAAAAAAAGAGGGCCUUCAUCUGUGUGAAAAUAUAUUAAUAGAUCUGAUCGGACAUAUAAAAGAUGCAAUACAAAAUAUGGAAUAG